UUACUUUUCUAAAAAAAGAAAAAAGACCUAGCUGUAAACAACAGUAGAAAGUAGUAUUUCCCUGCUCUGCAAGGUCCAGGUGCACUGUAUGCUCAUUAAUGCACAUCCCUCUUCAGAGCUCUCUGGCAUAUUGGCUUUGAUAACUUAUCCCAUUGAAAAAGCACAAAUAACACUGCAAAAUACAAAUAUAACUUCCAAAUAGAAAAGAAGACAUGAAAGUAAACAAGCUUUAUUAGAGGGAAGGCAGUGGCCAAGUGAAGCAGCUGGAAUCGCACUGAAGUGACUGUGAACUCUGCAGAUCAUUUCAUUCUUCCCUCUGCUACAGAGCUCAGAUCCCUGAUUUACAGUGCAUUUGGUUUCAAAGAACUAAGCAAGAAAGCCACUCUGCAACAUGACAUUUGAAGAUUUUGAGAACUACUCUUACUUCUACGAUCUGUCUGAGGAAGAUGAGUCACCCCAGUCCUCCCUCAGCAUUGCCCAUAUUAUUUCCCUUUUCUUUUACAGUGUGGCAUUUCUGCUGGGAGUGCCAGGUAAUGCCAUUGUCAUCUGGUUUAUGGGCUUUAAAUGGGAUAAAUCUGUUUCCACACUCUGGUUCCUGAAUCUGGCCAUUGCAGAUUUCAUUUUUGUUCUCUUCCUGCCCCUCUAUAUUACAUAUGUGGCAAUGGGCUUCCACUGGCCUUUUGGGAAGUGGCUCUGCAAAAUGAACUCAUUCAUUGCACUGCUUAAUAUGUUUGCCAGUGUUUUCUUCCUGACAUUCAUCAGCCUCGACCGCUACAUCCGCCUUGUCCACCCCGUCUUUUCCUACAAGUACAGGACUGUGAAGAACACCCUCCUUCUCAGUGGGGUCAUUUGGAUGUCAGCUGCAAUUAUUGGUGGCCCUGCCUUGUACUUUAGAGACACAGCUACAGUUCUCAACAAUGUCACCAUUUGCUACAACAACUUCCAUGUGCAUGACAGAGAACUUAUUUUGCUGACACAUCACAUCCUCAUUUGGGUGAGGCUUGCAUUUGGUUACCUCUUUCCUUUAGUGACCAUGGUCAUUUGCUACUCAUUGCUGAUUGUCAAAGUGAAGAGGAGAACUGUACUGACUUCUAGCAGGCUUUUCUGGACCAUCACUGCUGUAGUUGUAGCUUUUUUUGUCUGCUGGACACCGUAUCAUAUAUUCAGCAUUGUGGAGCUGUCUGCUCACCACGAUGAAAACCUGCACGACUUACUGCAGGAUGGCAUUCCCCUCUCCACCGGCCUUGGUUUCAUCAACAGCUGCCUCAACCCAAUCCUGUACGUUCUGAUCAGCAAGAAGUUCCAGGCGCAGGUGAGGAGCACGGUGUCGGAGGUGCUGAAGCUGGCCCUGUGGGAGGUGAGCCGCUCGGGCACCGUCAGCGAGCAGCUCUGGAGCUCGGACAACGCGCCCGCGCGCUGCUGUGAGACCGCCCAGUGACUGCUCGUGCCAGCAGCUCUCCCCAGAGGAGCUGACAGGAGACUGGGAGGUGUUCUUGGCUUCACAUCUGCCAGUCAGGUGUGCAUCUUUGCAUUGACAGUUUUCUGUAAACAGCUGGCUUCAUUGCACUCGCUGCUUUAAUGGAAAGG
Molecule: messenger RNA, 1587 nt
Organism: Melospiza georgiana
Lineage: Eukaryota; Metazoa; Chordata; Aves; Passeriformes; Passerellidae
Gene: CMKLR2
Product: chemerin chemokine-like receptor 2
Exons: 4
Coding region: 392-1438 (348 amino acids)
Biological process (GO): phospholipase C-activating G protein-coupled receptor signaling pathway; inflammatory response; complement receptor mediated signaling pathway
Cellular component (GO): plasma membrane
Molecular function (GO): complement receptor activity; G protein-coupled receptor activity
Source: RefSeq, a predicted model, not a curated record